AUGUCGAAUGGAGGAUCUUCAACGGAUCAACAGAUGGAGUUGAUGCAGAAGAUGCGUGAAGAAUUUCUACACCAGUUUGAUAUACUUCGUCAGGCAAACGAAGCAAGCGUGGCACAGAUCACCUUGCUUCAACAGCAAAAUAACACUCUGCAAGCGGCGAUGGCUCAGUUGGCAGCACCGCCACCAGUGGGUGACACGCUGGCACCCCCUAGUCAGAAUGUUCCUCCAAUUACCGGACUUCUGCCCAAUGGGGCUCCACCUAAUGGGGCACGACCCAAUGAGGCCCAGCCGAAUAAGGUUCAGCAACAACGUAGGGUAAGAUCCGAGGCUGCGGCUUCGGAUAACGUCCCCCAUCGCACACAAGACAAGCAAGUCGAAUCCAGCCAUAAGCUCACGGUGUGGUCCAAUGAAAUCCCAGAUGGUGCAGGAGUUCAGGAUGCCUUUGAUGAGAAAAGACUCCUGAAGAUUCAAACACCUGCCGAGAUGGCUAGAGAAUACAAAAAUUCCUUGGUAAAAACUCCUUUCACUGACGAUGUGUAUCUGGUAGAGAGGCCUAAGAGGUUUACCAUGCCUUCUUUCACCCAGUUUGAUGGAACGGGGGAUCCAUCUCGGCACUUAGAUCAUUACGCUCAAAAGAUGGCUCUGGAUGAUCGUAAUGACCAUUGGAUGUGUAGAGUUUUUCCUACCAGUUUAACAGGAGCAGCACUAGAAUGGUUCAGGAAUCGACCGCAUAAGUCCAUCCCGGAUUAUGUAACUCUGUGCACCAUGUUCCUGGCACAGUAUUGCGGGAAUAAGAAGCAAAAGAAGAGCAUUGCCAGCCUCUUCACCAUGAGACAAAAGAAGGGGGAAACAUUACAGGAUUUCUUAUCAAGAUUCAACAUGGAAGCCUAA
Molecule: messenger RNA, 891 nt
Organism: Cornus florida
Lineage: Eukaryota; Viridiplantae; Streptophyta; Magnoliopsida; Cornales; Cornaceae
Exons: 1
Coding region: 1-891 (296 amino acids)
Source: RefSeq, a predicted model, not a curated record